CGGUAUACCCAUGGGAACUUUCCACAGACAAAUUUCCAAGUUUUAUACUAUGUCGUAGGUCUGGGAUCCACGGGUUUUUAGACUAUAAUAAGUAAAAGGAUCAUCGAAACUUUAUGGACAAAUUCGUUCUCGCUGUAUAAAACGUAUAAAUAUAUCCAAUAUUCUCUUGUUUAUCAACUCAGUGCAAUUAAUGAGCGAAUGGAUUGAAUGUCGUUAGAAUCCAACGAAUCCACUAACAAUCGGGUGAUUCCCCGCAAACCAUUGCCGUGGAGUUUCGUCGGCAGCGCCAUGAAGUGGCGACUUCGAAUAAUCGGCUGACGUGAUGUCAGUUCAAUGGCUUGAAUAGGAAUAAUAAAUUUUUUCGCACUUAUCCGUCAAAAUUUCAUCUUUAGUGUAGCUCCUGUAAGACUUCUCCGGUUCGUAGUAAGAAAAAAUUCUCCAGGAUUCUACAUUCCUUUUUUGUGUACGAAUUGAAAAAACAUUAAACAGUAUUUCGCAAACGAGUCCCCGUGCAGUUUAGUGUGGAAAGGAAACGUUCGGGCGUUGUGUCAUAGUUUUAAAUGUUUUAAUAUUGAUUAUGGCGACCAGUUUAACGGUAGGCGGCCCCCCGAUAACUGGAACCGCUGAUAAUCAGUUUUUUUACGAGGACGAGGUGUUUCGCUUUGACAAGAAGGGCCGUGUACGGUUUGGGCUGGUGCUUGAAAAUUCAGAAGCCUUUUCCAGUGACGAUGAGGACGACUUCGAUAUGGCCCUGUCCAAGGGCGAGAUACGCGUUGCCUGGCAUCCCUAUGGCGAUGAGGAAACACUUCAGGAGCGGACGGUUGGCCUAACAGAUCGUACUCUAAUGCCUGGCGAUGUCGUUCGACGUCUCGUACCUGGAAAAGACACUCAACGUGGCUAUUGUCGCGAGAUUAGCAUGCGAGCUGAUGUAAGGAUUGUCGGCACAAAGUACGUUGUGAAGAAUGUUAUGGGGGAAAGAUUGCGCCCAAUACAAACAAUUCCUCGCGACAAUGCAGUAUGUUUGGAUUCGUGGGUUGGUAGCACAAAAUGCAUUAAUGAAAAAGUAGUUUUAAUGUCCUCUUGUGGUGCUUUGAUUGAAGUCCCGGAUGGCGAACUUCUUCAUCUUAAAGAUGUUAAUACCAAAUAUAGAAAUGGUCUGUUCGCGGAGACUUUUUUUUAUCCUGGUCAAGUGGUCACUGGGCGUUUAGAUUCAUUGGAUAACGUGAAACUGCUAACGCCAACCGGGCUGAAAACGAAUAAAAAAGGAAAGUUAUUGUCAAGAAAGUUCGUUGUGAAAUCUGUGCAAGUUGAAGGCAUCUGGGUGCAUUGGCAAUGCAAAGCACUUUCCGAAGAUAGCGUCGAUUUGAAAACAGGAGUGCUACAACAGCCUAAGCCGUAUGUUACGGGAGACGAUCUGAAACGAUUAAAACGCCUAAAUUUAUUCGAAUCGUGUAUGUUGCAAAUAAACGAUAAAAAUUAUUUGAAAAUAACUGACUGUGAUGUGAUAAUUCGUAAAUCGCAAUGGGAAAAAGAGCAAGCUAUUAAAUAUAAAAUCAUCCUAUCCCAACAACAAAAAGAUGAACCCAACGUUCCUAGUCAAAAUUCAACGAAUUCCUCUUCAACAACAGCCGCCACCAAACCCGAAAAAGUGAAGAUUAAGUUGCUCUCGAGUACUGUUACAGAGCCAGAGAAGAAAUCUAAAUCUCAGCAUCAUGUUGCCAAUUUGCGAUCGAAUCACAAUUAUAAUUUAGAAAGAAUUUUUUCGAAGGAGAGACAUGAGACUGAAAUGAAAUCAGCAGAGAAGUCUGAUACGAAAACGAAAAGCACAACUCCCGCCACUACCACUGAAACCUCAACAAAAAAGGAAGGUUCGGACGACUGGCAAACGGACGAAGAUGACUUGGAUGGUGACGAUGAUGAAUCUAUAACAGACAGUGCCACCAACGCUUCUUCAUGUUCAAGUCCAACUCCAAAGAGUAGUCCAAAGCAUCGGCCGUUAAUUCAAAAGAAACAUGUGAAAAAAUUAAAAAAAUCCACGACAGCAUUAAUAAGUAAUGAUAAGCCUCCAUCGGUGGGGGAAGAAGUUGUUACCGAAGCUUUAGUAGUUUAUAGUACCGCGACUGUAGUUUGGCAAGAUGGUACGAUUGAAUCGGGCAUACCAUCCACGCAGCUGUAUCCAAUUCAUCAUUUGGAUGAUCACGAAUAUUUUCCAGGCGAUUUUGUUUUAUCGAAUGUUGAAGGAUCUGAUGUUUCGUAUCGUGAUUACGGAGUAAUACACUCUGUAGAUCAUCAAGGCCGAACGGCCAGAGUAAGAUGGUUCACAACCUAUACAUCAGCAGAUGAUCCACGGCCUAUAUAUAAAGGGGAAUCUGAAGUAAGCGUUUACGAUCUCAAAGAUCAUCCUGACUUCCAGUACAGACCUGGAACGAUUGUUAUUCGCGUAGCGAAUUUUGUAGGUGAGGAUGCCACUUGCACGGCCGGUCAAAUAAUAGACAAUUACGCGGAUGGUCGUGUUAAAGUUUGGUGGGUCGACGGCCAUAUUAGUAUGUGUUGGCCACAAGACUUAUUUGAGGUUGGACAAUAUGAUGCGGAAAAUAAUUUUUCCGGUAAUAAUGAGUCCGACGAUUCAUGGGAAACAGAAAGUGAAGUGAGCGAACCGGGCGGUACUGCACCAAAAGCAAUAUCCGAACCACAUUUAUUGGAAAAUUUAGAGCGCGCAAGGAUAGCAAUGGCCCGUUUGGAAGAGAUUUUUAUUAUAAAUCCAAAUUUGCAAAACCAUGAAGUGAUGAGAAAAUUGUUGGCUGUGUAUAAGAAAUGUCGAUACUUAGAUAGAUUAAUGAACACUUCAUUCUUUCACGAAGAUCAUUUCAUGGGCCUAUUAGAACGAGUUCGUAAAGGCGGGACUCAAACAAAAUCCGAACGAGCUCAGGAUCAAAAGAAUCGUCUUUUUAACCAAUCUUCACCCAACGUCAAGGUCACAUCACCUACCGCGCCUCAUCCUAAUCCAAUGAAUUCCAUUCUCGUUGAAACUAACGCCCACAAUGAACUAUCAAUUGUUUCGUCGCCACAGGAAUUUUCCACACCAAGCAAGGAAUUUUCGCAAAAUGUUAUUUUAAAUUUAUCCUCGUCUCCGUUGAAGUUAGCUGGAAAAAAGAAAGCUUUUAAUUUCGAUAUUUGUACUACGAAAAAUAGCCAACAGCAACAAAUUAACUCUGUACCGCCGGUUGUUGUAGACGGUCAAGUCAAUUCACAGGAUUUUUGUGCAAAAGGCCUCAAGCUUGAUAGUGAUAGUGAGCAAAUAAUUGCAACUAAUUUACAUUUGUCGAUGAAUAUGUUUGAGAAAAAAGUGUCAAAUAUGGUGAAUAGUACUGAAAAAUUGGUGAGUGAUGACGCACAAACGAACACAAAGGAUAAAGCCCAAAAAUUGAAAGUAACAAAUAAAUCCCAAGAUGAUUCUGGAAAUUAUUCUCGCAACGACUGUUGCGAUGGCAGUUCCACGAGCUAUGAAAGUUCCAGUGAGCUUACAAGCGACGUUAACAACAGCUUACUCAAAGCAACAGAUGAUCAAAAAUCUAUUUCUUGUAGUAGUAUAGAGUUCACUGAAGAUACUCCCGAUUAUGUUUGCGCUCAUUUAUGCGCGCUUUUAAAGGGCCAGUUGAUUAAAGCCCUUCAAGAGAUACAGGAAAAAUAUUGUCAGUCCAAUUUGAACAUUAGUGAAAUUGUAGAAGCGAUUGAGGAUGAUGAAGUAAUAAUAGAAAAUCCCGAAAAACUAGCCCGGAUGCCAAGUGAAGACGACACAGUGCGGAGUAUAGAAGAGGAUCAAGUUGAAGAUAGUGAAAAAGUAGCAGUCACUACGCAAAUGGCAGUAACAUCUCCUGUGGACACAGAUGCUUUCCAAAUAUUAGAUACUGCUCCCAGUUCGCAUAAAUUUCACUUAACUCUAUUCCAUCCAGCUAACCAGCAACAAUAUUAUAAAGCGGUUAGAAGGGAACAUCGUGUCUUGAAAACAUCUCUGCCGCCUGGAGUUUGGGUUAGAGCUUUCGAAGAUCGUAUGGAUCUUUUAAGUGUAAUGAUUGAAGGUCCCAAAAACACUCCCUAUGAGGACGGGUUGUUUUUCUUUGACAUGCAAAUGGGUCGAGACUAUCCAUCUGUGCCACCACUUUGUCAUUAUAUAAGCUACUGUUCGGAUCGCCUAAAUCCUAAUCUCUACGAAGAUGGAAAAGUGUGCGUGUCUCUGCUGGGAACAUGGUCUGGCCGCGAUUCAGAAGUUUGGUCGCCACUCAGUACAAUAUUACAAGUUAUUGUUUCAAUACAAGGUCUGAUACUUGUCCCCGAACCUUAUUUCAAUGAGGCUGGCUUUGAUAAACAAAAGGGUACGCAACAAGGUAAAGAAAAUUCGCGAAUGUACAAUGAAAUGGCGAUUUUGAAGUUAGUUCAAUCAAUGACUAAACUAAUCACUUCUCCACCUGAGUUGUUUCGCACACAAAUUAUUGAUCAUUUUAAAAGUCGAGGUAAAGCGUUUUAUCUUCGCAUAAAGCAGUGGAUGGAAUACUCCCAGGAAAUAAUUAGCCCCGUAACAGACAAACCACCACAAAGCGUAAAUAUUACUAGCUCCGUAACUCUACCAGAUUUCCCACUUGUGCCUGCUAGUCGUGGCUUUUGUCUAACACUAUCUGGUUUAUUGGAUACGUUUAAUCGAAAACUUGAAGCAAUCAUCGAAUAGCCCUCCAUUCAUUAUUGUUGUUCCUAAAAACUAAAAAUUCGAAAAAAAAUGAAAAAUGCAUAAAAAAGAUAUUGUUUACGAUUUUUCAAUUUAUAUUAUAUACUUAUAAGAAAGUUUAGAAUAUUGAUUAAUAAUAGCUAAAUUAUUUACUUAAAAAUGAAGAAAUGAAUUGUUCAAUUUACUGCAUUCAAAUGAAUCAUUUUUUUGUAUUA
This is a messenger RNA of Hermetia illucens (black soldier fly), 4935 nucleotides long. RefSeq names its product (E3-independent) E2 ubiquitin-conjugating enzyme UBE2O. The transcript has 13 exons. NCBI's taxonomy places the organism in Eukaryota, Metazoa, Arthropoda, Insecta, Diptera, Stratiomyidae. The record is from RefSeq and is a predicted model, not a curated record. The coding region runs from base 578 to 4723 and encodes 1381 amino acids.